AUGUUUCCGGCAGGCUGUCUAGAUAACAAGAUUGUCUUCGCACCGGUAGAUCUCAGUGAUCCGUCUCUAAAGGUUCUCGACGUCCGCUGUGCUGAUGGAAUCCUUUUGAGAGAUCUCAGACAAGAGCUUGCGCCAUCUGCACAACUUGUCGGUUUCGAUUACAUGCCUUCCUUCCUCCCUGAAUUUCCCGAUGGCAACAUUCGCUACACGACCGGAGAUGCAUGUGAACGGCCAGCACCUGACUUAGCCGGAACCUUCAACUUCACUCAUGUUCGUUUCGUCCUACCAGGAUGCGGAAAAGCCGGUGCGGAUCGUGUAGUCUCCAACCUAGCAGAAACACUUGCGCCGGGAGGCUGGCUUCAGAUCCAAGAGAUGGAUCUUUCAGCAGGUCGCACCGAGCAUUUCUCUGCAUUCAACGAGGUUCUUCAACUCUUUGAAGCCGUUUUCGAAGAGGGUGGUAUGGGAGGUCGUUUCAGCUCCAAGUUUGAUGAAUCAUUCACCAAGGCCGGGCUAAAGAACGUGACACUGCAACGCCUCGAGAUCCCCGCAGGAAAGAGAAUUGCGGGCGAAACCCUUCGAAAAUUGUCUAUCGAACCUUUUAAAUUGACAAUUCCAACAGUCAUUGGGGCGGCAAAAGCAAUGGGCCUUGAACUCCCAGAGUCCAUCUUUGAUCGUUUGGAAGAGCGCUUUGAGCAUGAAAUGCUCGAGACAGGGGCAGCUUUUGGCACAUUCGUCGCUUGUGAUCAAAGGCCUCUGCAAUGA
Messenger RNA from Colletotrichum aenigma, 762 nucleotides. It is a transcript of the gene psoC-0, whose product is annotated as Methyltransferase psoC. The transcript has 5 exons. The coding region runs from base 1 to 762 and encodes 253 amino acids. NCBI's taxonomy places the organism in Eukaryota, Fungi, Ascomycota, Sordariomycetes, Glomerellales, Glomerellaceae. The record is from RefSeq and is a predicted model, not a curated record.